Diabrotica virgifera virgifera (western corn rootworm) is the source of this 1474-nucleotide messenger RNA. Its product is annotated as THAP domain-containing protein 2-like. The transcript has 3 exons. Lineage: Eukaryota; Metazoa; Arthropoda; Insecta; Coleoptera; Chrysomelidae. The coding region runs from base 872 to 1222 and encodes 116 amino acids. The record is from RefSeq and is a predicted model, not a curated record.
AUUUUCCUUCCGUUUAGUCAGAGGCGCUGAUGUCGGCAUUGUGAUUGGUGGAACAUGACUUUUGACAAAUCCUGCGCUAUCUGUGAAUCUGUAAUCUGUGUUCGUGUUCGUUCGUUCGUUGUCGUUCACUUAUUUUAUAAAUAUGGUCGGUUAUGUGAUGUGUUUGGUAUUUGUGUUUAGUUUGUGUCACCAUAAGAAGCUGAUAUUCAGUCGUGUUUUUUGAUAUUUUUGUUAUUUCAUAAUCGAGUACCUUUUUAAAGGUAAGCUUUUUUGAUUGUAGGUACUGUUUAUCCAACAGUUUUAAAAUACACAUUUUAUUUCGCGUUUUGUUGUUGGGUCUAAUGGCCGAUCAGCUGUUGUGUGCAGCCGAUAAAUUCAACAAGUAAACAUAUAUUUAAUCGAAAUUAAAUACUCAUAUUUCUAUGUAAAAUGUCACAUUAUUGUAUAAAUAAAUAAUUAAGAAACAAAAGUUGUUUGUGUUUUACCUUUAUUGUCCACUUGAAUAACAUAAUAUUAAAUAUUGGAAGUACCGUAUGGAGGCUAUGGUGUACCUAGCGUGGAGGCUAGAUAACGCUACCCUUCCUAUCCAAUCAACAGCAAGAACGUUUAAAAUUUCACACCUAUCAUGUCGAAGCUACAGACCACUUAUGUGGAGGCCAGAUUUGUAGUAUCCUUCCAAUUUUCCAGGUGCUGAAAUACGUGACAUAUUUUUUGAAGGAUAAGAUCGCAUUCUACCAAAUCACACAACACUUUUUUCUAUGGGAUGGAGCUCAUGUAGCAUUAGUAGUAGAGUAGCGUUGAUGCCUGUAAAAAUUCAAUUUUUUAAAGUUUUUGAGUGAGUUUAGGGUUAUUUAUUGAUAAUAAUAGUACCAUGGCUUCGUGUGCUUUUCCUCUGUGUACAAAUAACAAACGAAAGAACCAGAAAAACUCCACGGGGAUAACAUUUCAUAGUUUUCCCAAAGAUGUUGAAAAGAGAAAGGCUUGGGUACAGUUUGUACACAGAGAGAAUUGGGAACCAGCCACCAGCAGCAAAUUGUGUACGAAACAUUUUGCCGAGAGGGAUGUAGAUCGGACUUCAUUAGUUUGUAUUCGUUUGCGAGAAAACGCAGUCCCUACAAUUGGUGAAUCUCAGUUUUUGGAAAAAAAUCAAUAUUUCUCCCUUCGGGAGCCUCCAGCCUCAUACAUCACUGGUGAUGCCACUUCAAGGCAAAAAGGAACAUGAUGCAUCCAACAGACAGCAGCACCCAACAUCUCUAGUUGCAGCGACCUGAGGCCACAACAUCUGCCCAGGUCUACAAGUCGACAGCAGUACCAUUCGACAUCAAGGAGUUACCAUCGAACCAAUACCAACAGCUAUAAGUAUAAUCUAAAAAUUGUUAGUUUUUGGCAAGCAUUUGAAUAUAUUAUGUUAUUGAAUUUAAUAAGUCAUAUUUUAAUUAUAUCUUUAUUGAAUAAUAAACAUGAUUAGUUAAAA